Messenger RNA from Xyrauchen texanus (razorback sucker), 2262 nucleotides. Its product is annotated as protein farnesyltransferase/geranylgeranyltransferase type-1 subunit alpha-like. Gene Ontology annotation, molecular function: protein farnesyltransferase activity; CAAX-protein geranylgeranyltransferase activity. The record is from RefSeq and is a predicted model, not a curated record. The transcript has 9 exons. The coding region runs from base 56 to 1153 and encodes 365 amino acids. Gene Ontology annotation, biological process: protein geranylgeranylation; protein farnesylation. Gene Ontology annotation, cellular component: cytoplasm; CAAX-protein geranylgeranyltransferase complex; protein farnesyltransferase complex. Lineage: Eukaryota; Metazoa; Chordata; Actinopteri; Cypriniformes; Catostomidae.
UACCAACAUUAGCUUUCAUAGCUGUCUGUACAUUUAGCCAGGUUCAGUUUGUGAAAUGUCUACUGUCGAAGAAAUUUCCAACUCUGUGAUGGAGAAUCUGGUGGAGGAGAGAGUUGAAGAGGAGAAUGUUGCAGAGGAGGCGGAGAUGCACUAUGAGGAGCCAAUUCCAGGACGAUAUGUGUUCUACAAGGACAGAAAAGAGUGGGCCGAUCUAGAACCCGUUCCUCAAGAUGAUGGGCCUAACCCUGUUGUGAAGAUCGCUUAUUCAGAGAAAUUUGCAGACGUAUUUGACAUGUUUCGAGCACUUUUGAAGAACGAUGAGAAGAGUGAGCGAGCGUUUUCACUGACCUCUGAAGCCAUCGAUCUCAACGCUGCCAAUUAUACAGUAUGGCACUACAGGAGAGUUUUACUGCAGGCUCUAGAUAAAGACCUGAAAGAAGAGAUGAAAUACAUCACAGCCAUUAUCGAAGAUCAGCCCAAGAACUACCAAGUCUGGCAUCACAGGCGGAUGGUGGUGGAGUGGCUGAACGACCCAUCAGAGGAGCUUCAGUUUGUAGCAGAAAUCCUCAGUCAAGAUGCCAAGAACUACCAUGCUUGGCAGCACAGACAGUGGGUCAUACAGGAGUAUAAAUUGUGGGAUGGAGAGCUGGAGUAUGUAGAGGAACUGUUAGAGGAUGACGUGAGAAAUAACUCUGCAUGGAAUCAGAGACAUUUUGUCAUCAGUCACACCAGUGGAUACUCCGAUCCUGCCAUUCUAGACAGAGAAGUGCAGUAUACUCUAAAACAAAUCAAGAAAGCACCCCACAAUGAGAGUGCUUGGAACUAUUUAAAAGGGAUUCUGCAGGAUGGGGGGCUUUCCUCGUACCCUGGACUGCUGGAACAAGUGAUGGAGCUUCAAGACUCAUGCAGUUCUCCUUAUCUCACCGCCUUCCUGGUCGACCUCUUUGAAGAUGCUCUGGAGACCAAUAACUCCAGCUUUAACCAGCAAGACACACUUAACAAGGCUGUAGAGCUUUGUAGAUUACUAGCUGAGGAGAAGGACAACAUAAGAAGGGAAUACUGGAAUUACGUGUCCCGCUCACUGCUGAACACAUAUGGCUCUGGUGACCCCACCACCUCCUCUUCUGACCCGCCCCAUUCCUCUUCCGAGUAGCGUGAUGAGAAUCCCAGUGACCCCUGAGGAGAGCCACACACCUUGAUACAUGCUUGGAAGGAGCAAAAAGAAUGACAGAGCUGACAGAACUUUUUAUCUGUGUAUGAUUCCAUGCAGCUAAGCUUGACUGUAUUAGAAAAAGCUUUGUUGUAGUACUUGUACAACAAAGAACAGUGUAAAUUAUCUAUUUGCUUAAACACUCCUAGUGAACUGUAUGCUUCAGUUAUGGAUAGUGAAAUGGAAUUGUACAGUUGGAGUUUUAUGGGAAAUGCUUUGACGUAUCAUGUUUAUUUGGGUCUCACAAAAACAUGUCCAGGUCAUGUUUCAAUUGAGAAAACAAAAGAUAUUUUUUUAUUAUAAUAUUCAUUAUAUAAAGUAAAUUGAGCUGAUCUUUAGGAUAAAGAAAAAGCACAUAUUAAAGGCCAUUAUUUUGGUAAUUCUCAUACUCCGUUAUUAUUAUUAUAGGAUUCUUGUUACUAUUAUACAAGCAUUUUGACUGUAUAUAUUACAUAUACAUUUAAUACAGUGAAUGAAAUGGCCGUAAGGGGUUUAGUGUCCAUGGAGAUGCCUCACAUGGUUACAACUCUGGACCACGAAGAAAUGGAGAUGGCAAACAAGCACACUUGUGCUGUGUUUCAUUCCAAUGAAAUCACCAUGAUAUAUAAAUAUAAGUAAAAAUUAUUUUACAUUACAAUAUAACGAGAAUUUUUGUGGAAAAUGCUUAAUUGUCAUGACAUUGCCAAUGUCACAAGGGAAAACAUCUUAGUUGUCCAAAAAGUAGGCUUUAUUUUCAUUUCUUAAUGGGCCUAAAAUAUUAUUCAAUUUAUUGAUACUUAUUUCUUAAUGUACAUUUAUGGGUGAAAUGUGACCUGAACAUGGUCAUGAUAAGUUUUGUGAGAGUCAACUAUUUUGGCUUCUUUAAGUCGGCAGAUAAAGUUUUGUGUCAUCUGUCAAAGCAAUUUUAUUCAUAACUACCCUGUGUCAGGUGUAGACAGAAACUACUCUUGCCAAAGCAAAUGCUGGUCUAUAUAACUAACUCUUCUCAUAUUUUGACUGUAAAUCCAAUUUCUUUUUUUUUUUUUUUUUUAGAAAAUAAAAAAUAUGAUAAA